UUGCUUCCUUUCUGUUAUCGAGGACAUGUGCACGCGGGACAUGAACAACCUAAGACAAGAGCUAAAGCAAUCCAAAAAGAAUUUUAACAGAAAAUGAAACAAACAGGAAAGACAUAAAAACAUUGGAUAAACGACCAAGCAAUGUCGAUCAACCAAUCAAAGAUGCAAAAUGAAGAAGAUUACUUGCAAGGACCAAUCUUCUCACCUCCAGUAUACCAACAAAGGUACAACUCCGUUAUAAAGCUAAUCAACACUUCAAAUUGUAAAAAGGUGUUAGACAUUGGGUGUUCUGAAGGAAAACUCUUGACAAAGAUGAAAAUCCACUGUCAGAUGUUGGAGGUGAUAUAUGGUCUUGAUAUUGAUAAGGAUGUUCUUGAGGAAAACAAGUUUAGAAUCAAGCCACUGAUGGCAGAGUACCUCAUAAAAAGAGGACAACCAUUGAAAAUGGCACUUUAUCAAGGAUCAGUUGCAAAACCGGAUCCAUUGUUUACAGAUUUUGAUUUUAUUUCUUGCAUUGAGGUAAUCGAGCAUCUCACAAAAGAAGAACUUGACGCCUUUCCAGCUGCAGUUUUUGGCAUUCUACGUCCUAAAACUCUUGUUAUCACAACUCCUAAUGCAGAUUUUAAUAUUCUGUUUCCUGGACUGGUUGGAUUUCGACACCCUGAUCACAAAUUUGAGUGGACAAGAAAAGAAUUUAAUGCCUGGUGUGAAAUGUGUGCUAGACAGUAUGGAUACUCGAUAUCGUUGUCGUUCAUUGGAAACGGCCCGGAGGGAACGCAACACUUGGGUGGCUGUUCGCAGAUGGCUCUUUUCACAAGAAAUACUCGUCAUGAAGUUAAUGACACUCUACUCGAGAAUGCUGAUCGUGGACGAUUUGAACUGAUAACAGAGAUAAUAUAUCCCUACGAGCCUCCGAAGUCGGUCGAAGAAAGACUAUCAAAUGAGAUCCGGUACCUGGUGAACCAUUAUUUUAACAUUGAAAGCAACGCCGAUGUUGUCAACCACAAUGGCGAUAGUGACCCAGACAUGCUAUUCCGAUCGAUACCAGUUAAAUAUCUGCAAGAGUCACCAAGCAUAAAAACUAUUUGCAAGAACCCAGCAGCUGUAAGAGAUGCCGUUUGUCGUUUAUACAAGAUUUCCGACGAUCAAGAUUUUGUUAUAGUCCCUUUCGAAGAAGACAAAUAUGAUGCUGAUUUUGACGAAUAUUAUGAGGAUGACGUCGGCUAUACGGAUAUGGAGAAAUCUAAUGAAGAACCUACAGAUAUUCUAAAUAGACGAAGCCAAUUUGAUCCAGAAGAAAAAGAGUGGUGGGAUUGAGCCUCCAUUUUCGGAUGGUCUUUUCAACAGAUAUUGUCGUUCUAGCAAAAUACGUAUAAAGGCAUGACCACUGAACCCACCAAUCUGCUUCGAUGAAAAUGCCACGUUGAUGUCUCUCUCGCCUUCGAACUAUAACAAUACAAUCAAUGAUAAGGUAAAGUAAAUAUAAAGGUUUGAGAUUUGUUUGAUUCAGAGGAUGAACCUGUUGGAUUCAUAUCUAGCUCCAUUCGCUGUAUUACUUUAGCUAAAUUUCCUGCGAAAAAUCCUUGAAGGUUUGCUCUGAAAAUUUACCCAUUUCUAGAGAAAAGGCCAACAUUACACCCUAUAUCCCCAAAAAAAUGUUGUUUCUAGAGCCAAAUGUUAUAGAGACAGAAAAAAAAUUGAUGGAGGUUAUGUGCGUUAAAAUCACUUAUGGAGGAAGCAAAGUGGAAGAGGAUGAAGAUUGGAUGAAGAGAAGAAAAAAGACAAAGUGUAGGAGGAAGAAGAAGAUAAAGGGGACAGUGGCGUACCCAGGGCUGCAGUAGUGGGAGGGUCUGGGGUGCAGCCCCCAGAAAUUUUUUUGGACCACGCCCUUCAAACACUCGCAAAUGCGAGGAAACACCCCUUUUCAAAAUUUCCAUCCAUUAUUUGAUUCAUGUUAGCUACGGUAAAUAGCAAAGCAUUUUACAAUUGUUAUUGACACAAGCAUACAGUAUACUACACCCCCCCCCCCAAUGAGUUUUACAUCGUUUUUGGGCAAAUCAUGAUGAUCAUAUUUUAUAGUAUACAGUAUACUACACCCCCCUAUUCCCCCCCUCGGGUACGCCACUGAAAGGGUAGAAAGAAGAAGAGUAACAUGUGGAUAAAAAUGAUAGAAGAAGGCAAAAAAGUAUGGAAAGAGAAAAAUAAGCGAGAACAAGAAAAAAAAGAAGUGACUCAGUAGCUAUUAGCAAUUGAAAACGAGGAUGUAUUGUGUGCUGACACUUUUGUCUUUAAAUGGAUAGAAAAGACGAAAUAGUUAGCUGUCUUAGAAAACGUUAUGUUUUCAUGGCUGUGAACCGGAGAAUGGCUACCCAACGAUGCAAUAGUUUUGGGGAAGGCAAAAAAACUUGAAAAGAUUAUAUAAAGUUGAAGGAAUUUAAAGCAGUGCUUGAAAUUUUCUUAACUUCUGACAAAGUGUUAAGACUAAAGCAUAGAUACUUCUACUUAAAUUCCAUUUGUUGGAGACUUUAUUUAAAAGAUACCAGGUCAAUUUUGAAGAAGGCCAAUCGAGCAAAGUUACAUCCAGAGGAUUGCCUAGGCAUUUUCUGAACUCUGGAAGCUAGGACGACCGACAAGAAGAUUGUGACCGCUAUUAUGUCGAAGGUAGAUUGAAAAGACAGUACCGAAAAUUGCACACAGUUAAUUAUAAAAAGCAAUGCAAAGUAGAAUCUAGUUAUAAGUUGUAGAAGUGAUGGAUGACAGGAUAAAAAUGAUGUAGAAAUACGACGAUAGCGAAGGAAAUAUUUUCCGAAAGAGGCCAAAAGAAAAACUAAAAGAGGAUGAGAAAGAAGAAAAAGCAAAAGAGAAAGAAGAAUGUAAGGCGAAGAAGAGAAUGGGAAGAUGAUUAAGUAGAAACAAAGGAAGGGGAAGAAGACAAAAAAGAAACUGUAGAGAAGUAGAUACAAGAGAAAAGAAAAGAAAAGGGUGAAGGAAGAAUGGGAAGAACACGAAUAAAAUGAAGGAGAAGAAAAAUUCGAAGUACUAAAAAAGGGGAUGAAGAAAGGAAAAAGAAAAAAGGUAAGGGAAAAGAAAUAUGGAAAAAAUUUGUUAAAAGACCAUUAAAGCACACAAGAGUUCAUGGAUUAUUGGGAAAUGUAGUGUACAUAUCAAUUUAUGAAAUCCACGGAGUAUUAUUGGAAUGCAGAUGAGAAUGCAAUAAACAUUUACCACAUUUGAAAUAACUAGAGAUCGAUGCUUGAAUGAUUAAUCAAUGUAAGCAAAUCAAAUCAAUUGAGUGCUUGCAUUACCUCUGGGAUCAGUACUACUGACAUCUGCAAGCUUCCAUUUGGCUGAACGUUUCUGAAACAACAAAUGAUUAUGAUUAUGAUUAUGAGAUUGUAAUAUCACGUUUUACCUUUCAUCGAUAAUUGGAUUGGAGAUUCGAAGAUUGAAAAGAGACUUUCCCAUCCACUCCCAUCUGAAUUGGAAAUUGCAUGACAAUUGCAUUUUAAUUCCUUUCGAUUUUGUAGAAUAUAAAGUCAUGAAAGCGUUCUUAUUUAAAUGCUCCUAUUUGAUUUUUCAAUCAUCAAAGCAUAGACUGGUGAUAGUAUUCACAUGCUGUGAAUCGAUUUUUUUGAGAAAUGAUAGAACAAGAUUUUUUAAUUCUCUCUAUAUUUUCAAUCAUAUUUCCUCUAAAGAACGCCGCGGCGUUUAUUACAAAAUCUAACUUUUUGAUGAGGCGUUUAAUAGAGGGUGGCGUUUAUUAGAGGGGGCGUUUAGUACAAAAUAAAAAGUGUUUCAAAUGAAAAAUGACAAGAAAAUAACGAUAAAGGAUAAAACAGACUUUAAGCAAUGUUUUUUUCAAAUUUAAACAUGUAAUGAAGAUUUUAUGAAGUUUACAUUAUAGAAAAUCAACGAAUGUCAAAAAUGCGGCACUUAGUAGAGGGCGGCGUUUAUCAGAAGUCGGCAUUCAUUGGUGAAAAUACUUACUUUUGUG
Rhopilema esculentum is the source of this 3994-nucleotide messenger RNA. RefSeq names its product small RNA 2'-O-methyltransferase. The record is from RefSeq and is a predicted model, not a curated record. Gene Ontology annotation, biological process: RNA methylation; piRNA processing; siRNA processing. Gene Ontology annotation, cellular component: nucleus; cytoplasm. Lineage: Eukaryota; Metazoa; Cnidaria; Scyphozoa; Rhizostomeae; Rhizostomatidae. Gene Ontology annotation, molecular function: O-methyltransferase activity; RNA methyltransferase activity.